This is a messenger RNA of Asparagus officinalis (garden asparagus), 2565 nucleotides long. Its product is annotated as CO(2)-response secreted protease-like. The coding region runs from base 18 to 2333 and encodes 771 amino acids. Gene Ontology annotation, molecular function: serine-type endopeptidase activity. Lineage: Eukaryota; Viridiplantae; Streptophyta; Magnoliopsida; Asparagales; Asparagaceae. The transcript is spliced from 8 exons. The record is from RefSeq and is a predicted model, not a curated record. Gene Ontology annotation, biological process: proteolysis.
CAUAAUCGUAAGGAAAAAUGAAUAGCCACCGGGUAUUGAGCAUUUUCCUUUGCUUUUUAUUGGUGAUGAGAGUCACUGCAGAGGAGAAGAGAGAAGUCUACGUAGUCUACAUGGGAGCAAUCCCUGGGGGCUCAAAUGCAAACUCUUUGAAGGAAAGCCACUUUCAACUUCUCUCCUCGGUACUAAAAAGAGGACAGCACGCGGAGAAGACGAUCGUCCGCAGAUACGAGCACGGGUUCUCUGGGUUCGCGGCGAGACUGCUGAAGGAGGAGGCGCUCGCCAUCAGCAAGAAACAAGGCGUCGUGUCGGUGUUUGCCGACCCAAUAUAUCAGCUGCACACUACAAGAUCAUGGGAGUUUCUUCAACAAACAUUGGUCGAGACCUAUCUGAAGCAGGACUCCGGCUCAGGCUCGUCGGCUGGUGGACCCGCGGACACCAUCAUUGGACUUCUUGACACUGGGAUUUGGCCGGAGUCGAAGAGCUUUGAUGACGCUGGGAUGAAAGCGGUUCCGAGUAGAUGGAAGGGGACUUGCAUGAAAGGGGCCGAUUUCAGUGCCUCAAAUUGUAACAAGAAGCUAAUUGGUGCAAGAUACUACAAAAACCUGGCAGAUUCAGUGCAUACUUCUUCCCUAGGAUCACCGAGGGACUCAGUAGGCCACGGGACCCACACAUCAUCCACCGCCGCCGGCUCCCCCGUCACUGACGCAUCCUACUACGACCUCGCCCCAGGGACCGCCAAGGGCGGCUCAACCUCAUCCAGAAUCGCGAUGUACAAGGUGUGCGGAUCCUCAGGCUGCCCGGGCUCCGCACUGUUAUCGGGCUUCGACGACGCCGUGGCCGACGGCGUCGAUCUGUUGUCGAUAUCGAUUGGUGCGUCGGCGUUCUUCAGGCCCGACUUUUCGAGCGACCCGAUAGCGAUUGGUGCGUUCCACGCCGUUGCGAAGGGGAUCACGGUGGUUUGUUCGGCCGGGAACGAUGGGCCGGAGGUGGGGACUGUGGUGAAUGCGGCGCCGUGGAUUUUGACUGUCGCUGCUACGACUAUUGAUCGGCAUUUUGAGUCGGAUAUUGUCUUGGGAGGGAACAACAAAGCUGUGAAGGGGGAAGCCAUAAAUUUCUCUAACCUUUCGAAGACGGCAUCUUAUCCUUUGAUAGCCGGUCUAUCAGCAAAAUCUAACUCAAGCUCGAGCGAUGAUGCAGCGCAUUGUGAGAUUGGUUCGUUGGAUGGGAGCAAGAUCAAAGGGAAAAUAGUUCUCUGCAAGCACUCACAAAGCGAUUCAUCAAGGAGUUCGAAGGCAGAUGAUCUUCAGAGCUCAGGAGCAGUUGGAGCCAUCAUGGCAGAUGAGACAGAACAGUCUAAAAUUACUCCUUACAUUUCCUUUCCAGUAACCGAGAUCUCUGCAAAAGCAGCUGAUGAUAUCUUCGCUUACGUCAACUCAACAAAGAAUCCCAUGGCUACAAUUCUACCAUCGAUCACUGUCGAGAAGUAUAAGCCAGCACCUGCGGUGGCCUAUUUCUCUUCCAGAGGCCCUUCAGCUCAAACAAGCAACAUGCUAAAGCCCGACAUCGCUGCUCCAGGGGUGAACAUACUAGCAUCAUGGAUACCGACGAACGAGUCAUCACAAAUCCCAGCAGGCCAGAAACCUUCGGCGUUCAAUCUGAUUUCUGGAACUUCGAUGGCCUGUCCUCAUGUCGCAGGGGUCGCUGCCAUGAUAAAGUCUUGGAAUCCUUCGUGGAGUCCUUCAGCAGUUCGAUCGGCGAUCAUGACCACAGCGAAUCUAGUGAACAACGACAAGGCACCUCUAUCGACAGACUCAGGCUCAGUAGCGACACCUUAUGACUACGGAGCAGGAGAAGUGAAUCCAAACAGCGCACUGCAACCAGGUCUUGUGUAUGAAGCAGGUCCUGAAGACUACUUGCAGUUUUUAUGCAACUACGGAUACAACACCACCGACAUUAAGCAGAUCGCAAAGACACUUCCAGAUGGAUUUCAUUGCCCGAAAAAUUCCAGUGUGGACCUGAUAUCUAACCUCAAUUACCCAUCAAUAUCCAUCUCAAAGUUCCGCGGGAAGGAGAGCAAGACGGUGAGCAGGAUAGUUACUAACGUCGAUGAAGAAGAAGGAACUACGUACGUCGCGACCGUCAACUCGCCCCCCGGACUGGAUGUGAAGGUGGUACCUGAUAAGCUUCAGUUCACAAAGAAUGUGAAAAAGCUGAGCUACCAAGUUGCAUUUUCUGCUUCAAGCUCUUCGCUUAAAGGCGAUCUCUUUGGUUCGGUCACUUGGUCUGACGGAACUCAUAAAGUUAGGAGCCCAUUUGUGGUGUCGACUGCCUGAAAGGUGAGCCACGAAUAUGUAUGGUCUGAUAAAUAAGAGAAUGCCCAGCUGAUAUGAAACCCCGCUUAUGACACUGCAAACGUACACUUUCAGAGUAUUUCGUGCUGCACGUAAUGCUGUUUACGAUUCGGAGUGAACCUGCAGAAUAUUGUACUCUUCCCGAAUAAUCAUCAGCUUGCCAUGAUGUAAUGAAGAAAAAUAACGGAUUAUAUUAGCGCACUGUCUUGGCUCC